CAUGUUAACUAGAAUCAUUUUCCUCAUCGCCGUCGUCGCAUCUAUCAUCGUCGUCCUUCUACUCGCAUUAUUCUCACCCGUUCCGGAUUACGACCCACCAGAAUCACUCUUCUCCUUCUCACUCUAUGUUCAACAAGCCCACAUCCCAUCGUCAUCCUACUCCUCUCGCCGGUCCACGCAACGCAUGGCUCGGACCCACCACGGAGGAGGAGGAGGAGCAUUGAUUUUCCGGCGUACGCUCACGGAAGGAGCCGAUAACAAUUCUCGGAUCGUGGGAAAAGCUGAGGGAUUUGUAAUCCCACAUGAAGACUUUGCUACCUCGAAUUUUAACGUGAUAUAUUUGACGUUGGAGACUCCUGAGUACACGGGAAGUGUCAGCAUUAGGAGCAGAGACAUGGCACAUAAAUUAGAAGAGGUCAUGGAGGUUGUUGGAGGGACAGGAGCUUUUGCUUUUGCUCGUGGAAUCGCCAUAUUUGCUAAAAUUUAUUAUGAAGAAGAAUCUGUAACAACUUACCGUGUUAAACUUCUUCUUAGAUUUCCACAUACUUCUCACAUAGAUCCACAAUGA
This is a messenger RNA of Eutrema salsugineum, 568 nucleotides long. RefSeq names its product dirigent protein 1. Bases 2 to 568 code for a protein of 188 amino acids. The transcript has a single exon. NCBI's taxonomy places the organism in Eukaryota, Viridiplantae, Streptophyta, Magnoliopsida, Brassicales, Brassicaceae. The record is from RefSeq and is a predicted model, not a curated record.